ACCGUGUAGAUAAGACUUUUUGUUGUUGUUUACAAAUUAUUUACGAAUGCUUGUGCUGACUGAUGACAUUUUGAAAUUCAUAAAUUUUUCAGAUCUUGAGAAAGUUGAAGCAUGAAAAUAUUAUUCAAAUGCUUGAUUCCUUUGAAAGCCCGCAAGAGUUUUGUGUUGUCACGGAAUUUGCUCAAGGUGAGCUAUAUGAGAUUCUUGAGGAUGAUAAGCGACUUCCUGAAGAACAAGUUAAAGCAAUUGAAAAGCAAUUGGUAAAAGCCUUACAUUAUUUGCAUUCCAACCGGAUCAUACAUCGUGAUAUGAAGCCCCAAAAUAUUCUCAUUGGUGCUGGAUCUGUUGUCAAGCUUUGUGAUUUUGGGUUUGCACGUGCAAUGUCCACAAAUACAGUUGUUUUGCGAUCCAUAAAAGGCACUCCACUAUACAUGGCUCCGGAGCUUGUAAGGGAACAGCCGUACACCCACGCUGUAGAUUUAUGGUCUCUUGGUGUUAUAUUGUAUGAGUUAUUUUUUGGCCAACCACCAUUUUACACAAAUUCUGUAUAUGCUCUCAUCAGACAAAUUAAAGAGGGUAAGGUUGAAUAUCCAGGUUCCAUGAGUCUAAAAUUCAAGAGAUUCUUAGAGGGCUUGCUUAACAAGGAACCAGAAAGUCGAUUAACUUGGCCCGCUCUUCUUGAACACCCAUUUGUUAUAGAAACGUCUGAUGAUCCUGAGGCCAGGGUAUUGCAUGAGAUAAGUGGUUCAGCUAGGGAUAGUGAUACAACACAGAGGGUCGAAGGAAAAACCAUUCAAACUUCAAAAGGAAAAUACAAUCAUACAACAGGUUUGGAGGAGCAUAUUGCGGCACCGCUUCUGGCUGAAGCUCAGUUAAACGGUCCUAACAUUAAGAAAACCAAUUCUUCGGUGCUUGAUGAGUCAGGCUGCCAAAGUUUGGACAUACUUGAAAACAACUCUCGCACGCUAAAAGGUGCACAAAUGAUUUGUCAAGAUAAUGAAGCAUUGGAACAUAUUCUGCUACCACUGAAAAGGUGGUCAAAGGGAUCACAAAAUAUUUGCAGUGUUCAAGAUAUUGCUGAUUCUAACCAGUCAUUGAGGAUUCUCGUAAACCUAGUUGCUGCUGGGGAUUUCAAUUCUAGUGGAUGUGUAGAUGAACUAAUAAGUGAACUCUUCUUCUUUACUAAAUCUGUUAUAAGUAUAACCAUGAAAUCCAUUGAAGUUGUUGACCUGAGCACCAAGGUAGGUGGUAUUAUCCUUCAAUGUCUAGAUCAUAUGGAAUUGAAUAAUUUGGGCAGGCCUGUGGGCUUUCUUGCUAAAAUGGUAUUGCACCCCCCUUUAGCAAACCAACUUGUGAAUAAAGGUCUUCUGGAUUCGAAUAGGAUGAGAAGGUUGUUUGAUCAUUUGGGCCCAAAAGAGGUCACACUCAAUGCUCUCAUGAUAAUUUCUAAUCUUGCUCGCAUGGACCAGAUAUUCUAUGAGUACAUUGAAGGUGCUUCUAUUUUGGAGUCUUUUAAAGUCUUACUUUCGCAUGAGGAUCCCAAUAUACGUGCUAAAUCUUGCAGUGCUCUUGGAAACAUGUGUCGUCAUAACGACUACUUUUAUAGUUCACUUGCAAGACACCAAAUUAUUAGUAUCCUUGUCGAUCGGUGUUAUGAUCCGGACAAACAAACACGGAAAUUUGCCUGUUUCGCUAUCGGAAAUGCGGCCCACUACAAUGACAUGUUGUAUGAAGAGUUGAGGAGAUCGAUUCCUCAGUUAGCAAAUAUAUUGCAAAUGGCAGAGGAUGACAUGACUAAGGCAAAUGCAGCAGGUGCACUUAGCAAUCUGGUUCGCAACUCUGACAAACUUUGUGAAGACAUGGUGUCAAAAGGAGCGAUUCAGUCUCUUCUGAAGUUAAUUUCUGAUUGCAGAAGUGAUUCAGCAAGUGAAUCCCCUUCAGAGAUAGCGCUCUAUGCCCUAGCAAAGAUGUGUGCAUAUCCACUCUGCAGACAGUUCAUACGUUCAUCACCUAUGUUGCCUGUGAUUAGAAGGCUUCAGCGGUCUCCAAAAUCAUCCAUUGCUAAAAAUGCCUCUCUGAUUAUCAACAAAGUCUCCAGAUGAUCGGGGAUCAGCGGAAAGACCUUAUUAGUUUUUUUUUUUUUUUUUGGGUACAUAGCAGUUUUUUUUGUUCAAGCCGUGCUUUGAUUGAAAUAAAAAUAGCAGCCAAAAGUCAGUUACAAAAAUUGUAGUCAAAAUGUGUGAACGUCCAAGUGUAAUUAAGAUGGGUUCUUUAAAUAUGUAAUUCUGGGUUUGAUUUCUGGAUUAAUGUAUAGGGGGAACUUUAAAGUUUUGCUAAUAGGGUCUCCGAUCUACCUUAAUGUCUGUAUGUAGCUUGAGAGAUUAAUGUCUGUAUGUAGCUCGAAAAAAGGCUCUCCACCUUAUUAGUUACCAAGUAGGAUACUUUGGAAAAAUAGGGUCUGUGUUAACGUAUGUUGAAACAAUUCCAGAUUUGGAGCUUUAAGGGGAGGGUAUUUUUUUUAA
Molecule: messenger RNA, 2522 nt
Organism: Lotus japonicus
Lineage: Eukaryota; Viridiplantae; Streptophyta; Magnoliopsida; Fabales; Fabaceae
Product: serine/threonine-protein kinase TIO-like
Exons: 17
Coding region: 129-2102 (657 amino acids)
Biological process (GO): protein phosphorylation
Cellular component (GO): cytoplasm
Molecular function (GO): protein kinase activity; ATP binding; protein binding
Source: RefSeq, a predicted model, not a curated record